AUGAGCCAUCCAGUUUCAAAACAACCAGGUAGCGGUGGUGAUUUAUACCCAUAUAAUGGCGCUUGGAGUAACGAGCUUUUUGCUUCAUUUAAACCAUGUCCACAAUCGGCUCUCUUUUGCUUUUGUCUUCCAUGUUGUGUUGCUAAAAUGAGUGAUCGUCAAGGUGAUCAUAUCUUAACAUGCUGUGUUAAUCCAUGCACAUUAAUGGCAAUUCGUACAAAAGUUCGAGCAGCCUACAAGAUUAAAGGAAGUUUGAUAGAAGAUUGUCUUGUAUCAGCUUGUUGUGUAGGACCAUGUGCUGCAAUGCAACUUGAUAAAGAACUAACUGCACGUGGUAUUCCUGAAAAACGCGCCAAAUAA
Adineta steineri is the source of this 360-nucleotide messenger RNA. The record is from the annotation of a GenBank genome assembly. Lineage: Eukaryota; Metazoa; Rotifera; Eurotatoria; Adinetida; Adinetidae.